UUAUAAAAAGGUGUCAUGGCGGAAAUUCUUUCGGUUUGAUUUUGAUUUGUUAAUUUGGAUGUUAUUGGUAUCAAAAAGGAACAUAUCUUUAUGGAGGAUUUUGUAAUAUUCCCUAAAUUUGUGUUUUCUUAUCUAGAAGUGUCGCGAUAGAAAUUAACAGAAAACAGUAGCCAAGAUGGCAAGAAAAAUGUCAAAGAAAGAGUUUGAUGAACAGUUUGAUGCUUUCCUGAGAGAUUCUGUUUCAUCGGAAGAAUCAAUCAGUUCAUCAAGAAUUAACAAGUAUCUUGAACCUAAAAAGAAAAAGAAGGGUGAUGUCCCUUGGUGGAUGCAGGACGAUGAUGAUGACAUUAUCGGAACAGGUACUGGUAAAAGUUUUCUAAAGAAGAAACAGCCUGAACCAGAACACAGUACACCUAUCCGUGAUGAUAGACCAACACCACUGAAGAGUUCCUUAGGGGGAGAUAAGCCAUCUCCUAUAGAAGCAAAUGAUAAACAAAAAGCCAAAACAAAAAAAGAGAAACCAUAUUUCAAGACAAAAACAAGAGGUCCUAGAGGUAAAGCAGAUGCAUCAAUGAGUAAAGACAGCUUAGAAGAUAUUUCUGAGAAAUCUGAAGAAGAGAGCCAAAAGGACAGGAAGAUUCACCUUAAGAAUGACAGCAGUUAUGGGUCCAGGAAUGGUACAGGAAAGCCAGGUUUUGAUACACUUGAUGAAAUCGCAGAAAAAGAGAAAUUUUUCAAGGAUAUGGAACGUGAAGGUACUGUAGAUUAUGGAAGAUUGAACCAAGAUCUGAGUGGGACUACAGGGAACACAUUAUCACCAGAAGGGCCAGCAAGGGGGGCUGCAACACUGGCAGCCCUUGAGGAUAUUGAGGAGGAUGAAGUGGUAAACAGACCUCAAACAUACAGAGAAAUGUCAGAGAGAACAGAGGGUACAUCUAAUCAGAAGCCAAGUAUGUUAUCUAAAGUUUCUUUAAUGGAUUCUAUGGAGUCGACAAUGAACACUACUGGGACUUCCCCUAAAGUAGGACAGAAUACCCUAGAAGAGGCCAAGGAAGUGUUUGAUGAUGUGGAUGGACACGUAGCAGCUCGCCAUUCUCAACCAACAUCCAUGAAAACAGGAACAGAACAAUCAGGAAGCAGUAAACAAAUAUCUGGUUUUAUGGGAACUAACACAUCCAUGGAGAUGGAGGCAGUAUACCAUCAAGCAUUACAGGAGACAGGCAUGACAAAUGAGAGUCAGCCACUUGACAGCUCAUAUCAGGGAAAUAAGAGCAAUAAUUCCCAACUUGUACAGAAAAUACUCAGUGAGCAGCCUAGAACAAAAUCUGGUAAGGAGAGAACAGUUGAAGAAGUACUACUGGAAAUGGAAGAGUUGGACAGGGAGUCAAAGAAAAGAAAAGAUAUAGCUGUGGAACUGUUAGAAGACAGAAGAAAACAACCAUAUAGUCCUAAUGGUCCAGCCAAAGAGAUGGAAGAGAUAAGGGGAUUUGACUUAUCCCCAGUCCAUCAAGAUUCCCCCAGGGGUGGGUUUGACAACUCCCACACAGAGGACACAGAGAUGUACCAGCCUGUCACUCAAGUCACUGGCCGAUCAUCUAAAAGGUCUGUAUCAGAGAGAGGGAGGUCAAAGAGAAAAGAGACAAAAGAAAGGAAAAAAGAUAAAGAUGACUCAAAGGAAAGAAGAAAGAAAGGAUCACCACAGCGAAGGAAGAAAUCACCUAGUAUAUCUCCUAGGAGAAGUAUGUCAGCUUCCAUGUCACCACGGCGAUGGGCACCAUCAGGGGCAAUAACUGAUAGGUCACACUCACCUGUAAAACCUAGUGGAACACUGAAUCCCAAGUUUGCUCAUGUUAAGAGUUCAGGAUAUGGGACAUCAUAUUCUCCAUCUAAAAAUAUGACAAUGAAAGAGAGGCCGAGUAGUUCCAAAGAGAGGCUAGAAGAAAAUGAUAGACAGAAACGAAGAUAUGACAGAAAACUUGACAUUACUGAUAGACAUGAUGAGAGGACUGGUAUCCUGGACAGGAAAGCAGUCACAGAUGUCUGGUCUCCUGUUGAUGUGGCUAAACAAAAGGUCAAAGGAACAGAGAGCCCUAAAAACAAGAAACAGAAAUACAUAGACCCAGGAAUGGAAUCCCAGCUCAAUGCUUCAGUCGAUGCCUUUGCUAAUUAUAUUAAGGAACAUUUCACUGACAGAAAUAUUCCUGAGGCCAAAUACUCUAUGGAUGAGCCAUCAAUAGCAGCCAGCUGGAAGGGAGACAAAUCUUUUGGAAUAGACGAUGAUGUGGGAAGGUUGAAGGAAUCAUUAGAAGAGGAGAAAAGAUUGCAUAGGAAGACAAAAGAUGACCUCAUUCAAGUAGAAAAGGAAUAUGGCAGUAUGAUUGAAAUGCAAAAACAAGAAUUUGAGGAACAAAUAUUCAAACUUAAACAAGAAAUAUUUGUUCUGCAAGCAAAGGUACCUGAGGAUGAGACUGAAAUUAGAAAGAAAAUGGUAGAAGGUUUGACUGAUGGAGCCAGUAAAGGACAGGUUGAACGGUUUGAGAAGGAGCUCAAGGAACAAGAAACCCUGUUGGCAGGAUACCAGCAAGAAAACAAAAAACUGUAUCAACAAUUAAAGACUUCUCAAAAACAGUCUAAACAGGCAGAGGAAAGAAUGUUUAAAGAAAACCAAAAGAUGGCGACAGAAGUGGCAAAUCUGAGGACUCUACUUGAAAGACAAGAAGUGGCAUACAAGAACAAAGGUGUAAUCACCAGCUUACCAGUACAGCAAAACAUAGCUGCAGGGAAUACAGAAGGAGGGGCGGUUCUAGGGGCAGGAAAGAUAGCUAUAUUAGAGGCAGAGUCUAAAGAGGCCAAGAGACAGGAGGAAAAUGCCAAAAGAGAAUUAUCAGUCCUGCAGAAAACUAAGGUGGAACUAGAACAACAUAUUGAUCAGAUAAUCAAAGAAAAGGAACAACUGAGGAAAAAACUGGAGGAAUCUAAAGGACUGAAGUCUGAGGAAGCUAAGGAAAUAGAGGAAAAAUAUAUAAAGGAGAAUGAACGAAUCUCACGAAAGCUGAAGUGGUAUGCUGAAAAUCAACAGAUCCUCGACAAAGAUGCUAAAAUACUGAAAGAAAAGGAGGAGGAAAUAGCUAAACUCAAAGUCAGAAUAGAGGAGUUAAAAUCUGAGACCGGUAAGAAGAAAGAAGAAAAUAAAACGAGAGCCAAAGAGAGAGCAAACGAUGCAAAGAAAAUUCAAGAUUUGCAACGGCAGGUUAAAGAGAUGGAACAGAUUAUCCGUCGACGACAUCCAAACUCUCUGCCAGCUCUGAUUAUGACAGCGGCCAUUGCUUCUGAUGAGAAACCAGGGUCAUUAGAAAGAACUCCUACUGUGAUAGUAUUGGAAAAUCAAUUAAAGAAGUUAGAAGCUGAGCUGGAAACAAAAGAUGAAGAGUCAGAGAGAAUGCUGAGAUCUGUAGAACAGAAAUAUCACACAGUCAAGUUACAAUACGAAGACAGAAUCAAAGAUUUGGAGGCUCAGCUUCAUCUCUACAAGAGGACUGAUGAUAACUCACUGAAGGAGUAUGACCACCCACACACCAGUACCCUGGCUGUACAGAGAGAGUUAGACAGUGUCAGGGAAAGAUAUAAAAAACAAGUCGCUGAACUGCAGGCAGACAUUAAUAACCUUAAUAAUGAACUAAAUAAAACUAAAAGUUCUCAAGAAGUAUCGCUGAAAAAUGAACUGAAGAUGUCGAAGGAUCAAGAAACAGAUCUGAAGAACCAAGUUAAAGUUUUUCGUGCAGAGAUUGAGAGUAAAAACCAUGACCUUCAAAUCUUACAGAAGUCUAUUGAGAGACUGAGGAAAGAAAAACAUUUGUAUCUUGUUAAUGGUUUUACCAAUAAUACAGAUAACAAUAAGAAGAUUAAAGGUAAAGGAAAGAUGAGAAAGAUGGAUGAAGAUGAAACAGAAGUUUUAUCGGAAGUGAAUGGAUUUACUGACAGAGUGAAUGAAAAACAAUAUGAACCUGAAACAUUUGCUGAUAGAACUCAUAUAUCUGAUGUGAUUAAAGAAAAUGAAGUGUUAAAAUCAAAGGUUGAUGAAUUACAGCUAGAGGUAGAUACACAUAGGAUAGAACUACAGAAAUAUCAGGCUCAUUUUGAGGAUAAGAAUCGUAAAACAAGAGAAAAAUAUGAAGAACAGAUUGGUGUACUAAGGUCUUCACACCAGAGGGAGCUACAGAAAUUUUUGGCUGACAACGCUUUACAACAUUCUGCCUCUAAAAUGGCAGAGCUACAGUCAAAAACAGAUGCUCAACAGGUGAUGAUAAAACAUCUAAAAGAGCAGCUAAAUAAAUCGCAUUUAGAUUCAGAACAACUCUCUAUCCUUCGUAUACAGAAUGCCAGUUUAGAAAACCAAAUUGACAAACUGAAAGACGAAUUACAUGAGGCAAAGAAAUUCCACACUCCAGAAAUGAAACAUUUUGAAUCAAUUCAGCAGAAGAUAAUUCAAAUGGAAAAAAAACGUGAAACACGUGAACUUGAACUGCAACAAAUUAUAAAAAAUGCCAAACAAACAGCUUCAGUGGAAAUGGACCAGGAAGUUAAAAAAUGGAAAGGAAUUGUAGAUUCUAAAAACAGCGAAAUCCAAAGAUUUAGAACAGAAUUAGAUUCCAUAUUAGACGUUUUAAAAUUACUCCAAAAGCAAGGAGUUGUAAUACCUGUCAGUGCAGCAGUGUCAUAGCAUUAGCUUUUUUGUAGGAUUAUUCAUUAGAAAUUUGUAUCAAGAUUCCGUCCUUAAUAUUUUCAAGAGAUUUAACUCAGUGGUAUCUUAGAAAAAACUUUCUAUUAUUGGCAUUUUUUAUCAUUUAACUAUAGUGGAUCAAUUUGUUAUGAUCUGUUGUUUCAAAAAGAAAAAAAUAUAUUAGAAUGUUCUGAAUUUAUAUCAAUUUCUAAAAUGUUUUUGUUAAUUAUUAAGCGAUGUCUAUGCGACUUCUUGUUAGGAAUUAUGCAGAUGUUUUGGUUGUAAAAGCAUCAAUUAUAAAAUGUCUACACAAUUUAACGAUGUGGUGCAUUCUAUUUGUCACAUGUGUUGUUUUGUGUUCCCCUAAAAUUGUGUUUUAUAACUGUUCACAUACCUCAUUAAAUGUAAUUGUGAAAAACAAACAUUUGAUAUUGUUAUCUUUUGACGUGAAAUUACUCAGUAUAUGCUGAUUGAUACAUGCUACUUUUCACUUUAAUCUAUGAAAAUUUUCCCCUGAUCAGUUUUAUUUUUAACAGCUACCUUCUACUUUUAACUUAAACAUAGAUAUUUUUGGCUUAUGAAUGUUGAUUUCAACAGCAAAUAGUAUUUUAUCUAGUCUUGUAACAAACUGACCAGGAUUUGUAUUUGCAAGAACAUAAUACUGUGAGAUUUCUUUGACUUGACAUUCAUUUUUCUUAACAAUGUAUAUUGAAUAUGGGUCUUUUUUCAUUCUAUUCACUUUUUUUUUGCAAAAUCUUAUGAAAGUUACAAAAUCUUUUUUAUAAGUUGUAUCCAAGAGUAUUUAAUCAAAUAAAAAAACUUAUUGCGUUUGGUUGAUGCUUUUUGAAUGAGGAUCCAUCACCAAUUUGUGUUACACUUUUAAAUUCUUUAGAAAAGCAUCUAUAUAGGUAAUUCUGAUUAUGUGACUGCCUCCCUUAUCAGUUGUCUCCCCUUUAUUUCCUCUAGAACAUUGUCAUUAAGAGGUGUUUACUUUGUUUACCAUUUGGAAGUACCAGAUUUUAUUUUUAAAUACCUUUUUAGCUCACCUGGCCCAAAGAGCCAAGUGAGCUUUUCUCAUCACUUGGCGUCCGUCGUCUGUUAACUUUUACAUAAAUCUUCUCCUCUGAAACUACUGGGCCUAAUUUAACCAAACUUGGCCACAAUCAUCACUAGGGUAUCUAGUUUAAAAAAUGUGUCCGAUGACCCCGCCUGCCAACCAGGAUGGCCGACAUGGCUAAAAAUACAACAUAGGGGUAAAAUUUAGAGCAAAUCUGUCAUGGGGUAAAAAUGUUCAUCAGGUUAAGAUCUAUCUGCCCUGAAAUUUUCAGAUGAAUCAGACAACCUGUUGUUGGGUUGCUGCACCUGAAAUUAGUAAUUUUAAGGAAAUUUUGCAGUUUUUAUACGACCGCAAAAAUUGAUAAUUUUUUGGUCGUAUAUUGGUAUGACGUUGGCGUCGGCGUCGGCGUCGUCGUCGUCGGCGUCGUCUGGCGUCGUCCGGCGUCGUCCGAAGACACAUUGGUUUUCGCACUCUAACUUUAGUUUAAGUGAAUGGAUCUCCAUGAAAUUUUACCAUAAGGUUCAAUACCACGAAAGGAAGGUUGGGAUUGAUUUUGGGGGUUAUGGUACCAACAGUUAAGGAAUUAGGGGCCAAAAAGGGGCCAAAAAUAAGCAUUUUUGUAACUUCCAGACAAUAACUUGUGACAUUGUACCACAAGGUUCCAUAUCACAAAGGGAAGGCUGUAAUUGAUUUUGGGGGUAAUUGCCUCAAAAUUUUAGGAAUUAGGGGCCAAAAAAGGGGCAAAAAACAAGCGUUUUUCUAGUUUCAUGACAAUAACUUGUGUGUAAGUGUUUGGAUAUUUCUGAAAUUGUACUACAAGGUUCCAUAUCACAAAGGGAAAGCUGGAAUUGAGUUUGGGGGUAAUUGCCUGAAACGUUUAGGAAUUGGGGGCCAAAAAGGGGCCAAAAAUAAGCAUUUUUCUAGUUUCCAGACAAUAACUUGUGUUCAAGUGUAUGGAUCUCUCUGAAAUUGUACUGCAAGGUACCAUACCACAAAGGGAAGGCUGGGAUUGAGUUUGGGGGUGAUGAAUCAUAAGGGGGUUCAAAAAAUUUGGGGGGGGGGAUUUUUUUUCUUUCUUUUUUUUUCUUUUUUUCCUUUUUUUUUUCUUUUAAAAUUUUCCAUUUUAAGUUGGUUAUUUCUGAUUAAUAUUUAAAAGCAAAUGAUAAUGAUAUGGUAGGAGAUACACACCAAACAGGAUGUGUAAAUUAUUAUAUAAUAAGUAUUGUGCAAUAGCAAGAAAUUUUCAAUUGCACAGUAUUGCACAAUUGCAAGAAAUCUUCAAUUGCACAGUAUUGCACAAUAGCAAGAAAUCUUCAAUUGCACAGUAUUGCGCAAUAGCAAGAAAUAUCCAAUAGCACAAUAUUGCGCAAUAGCAAGAAAUUGUCAAUUGUACAGUAUUGCACAAUAGCAAGAAAUAUUCAAUUGCACAGUAUUGUGCAAAAAGAAGAUACUUCCUAUAAAUUGCUUAUUUCUUGAUCAAUUUCAAUGGGGUUUUAUUCUUGAAUUCUUGGGGUUCUUUAAUAUGCUGAAUCUAACCGUGUAUUAAGUUUUUGGAUUUUGGGCCCCGUUUUUAAAUUGGUCCACAUUGAGGUCCAAAGGGUCCAAAAUUUAACUUUGUUUGAUUUCAUCAAAAAUUGAAUUAUUGGGGUUCUUUGAUAUGCCGAAUCUAACCGUGUAUUUAGAUUCUUAAUUUUUGGUUCCGUUUUCAAAUUGGUCUACAUUAAGGUCAAAAGGGUCCAAAAUUAAACUUAGUUUGAUUUUAACAAAAAUUGAAUUUUUAGGGUUCUUUGAUAUGCUGAAUCUAAACAUGUAUUUAGAUUUUUGAUUAUGGGCCCAGUUUUCAAGUUGGUCCAAAUCAGGGUCCAAAAUUAAACUUUGUUUGAUUUCAACAAAAAUUGAAUAUAUGGGGUUCUUUGAUAUGCUGAAUCUAACCAUGUAUUUAGAUUUUUGAUUUUUGGGCCCCGUUAUCAACUUUGUCCACAUUGAGGUCCAAAGGGUCCAAAAUUAAACUUUGUUUGAUUUCAUCAAAAAUUAAAUUCUUGGGGUUCUUUGAUAUGCUGAAUCUAACCAUGUAUUUAGAUUUUUUAUUUGUGGACCCGCUAUCAAAUUGGUUCAUAUUGAGGUCAAAAGGGUCCAAAAUUAAAAUUUGUUUGAUUUCAUCAAAAAUUGAAUUAUUGGGGUUCUUUGAUAUGCCAAAUCUAACCGUGUAUUUAGAUUUUUUAUUUUGGGUCCCGUUUUUAAAUUGGUCUACAUUAAGGUCCAAAGGGUCCAAAAUUAAACUUAGUUUGAUUUUAACAAAAAUUGGAUUCUUGGGGUUCUUUGAUAUGCUGAAUCUAAACAUGUGUUUAGAAUUUUGAUUAUGGGCCCAGUUUUCAAGUUGGUCCAAGUUGGGGUCCAAAAUUAAACUUUGUUUGAUUUCAACAAAAAUUGAAUAUAGGGGUUCAUUGAUAUGCUGAAUCUAAACAUGUAUUUAGAUUUUAGAUUUUUGGCCCAGUUUUCAAGUUGGUCCAAAUUGGGGUCCAAAAUUAAACUUUGUUUGAUUUCAACAAAAAUUGAAUAUAUGGGGUUCUUUGAUAUGCUGAAUCUUACCAUGUAUUUAGAUUUUUUAUUUGUGGGCCCGCUAUCAAAUUGGUUCAUAUUGAGGUCAAAAGGGUCCAAAAUUAAACUUUGUUUGAUUUCAUCAAAAAUUUAAUUAUUGGGGUUCUUUGAUAUGCCAAAUCUAACCGUGUAUAUAGAUUUUUAAUUUUGGGUCCCGUUUUUUAAAUUGGUCUACAUUAAGGUCCAAAGGGUCCAAAAUUAAACUUAGUUUGAUUUGAACAAAAAUUGAAUUUUUGGGGUUCUUUGAUAUGCUGAAUCUAAACAUGUGUUUAGAUUUUUGAUUAUGGGACCAGUUUUCAAGUUGGUCCAAGUUGGGGUCCAAAAUUAAACUUUGUUUGAUUUCAACAAAAAUUGAAUAUAUGGGGUUCUUUGAUAUGCUGAAUCUAAACAUGUAUUUAGAUUUUAGAUUUUUGGCCCAGUUUUCAAGUUGGUCCAAAUUGGGGUCCAAAAUUAAACUUUGUUUGAUUUCAACAAAAAUUGAAUAUAUAGGGUUCUUUGAUAUGCUGAAUCUUACCAUGUAUUUAGAUUUUUUAUUUUGUAGGCCCGCUAUCAAAUUGGUUCAUAUUGUGGUCAAAAGGGUCCAAAAUUAAACUUUGUUUGAUUUCAUCAAAAAUUGAAUUAUUGGGGUUCUUUGAUAUGCCAAAUCUAACCGUGUUUUAGAUUUUUAAUUUUGGGUCCCGUUUUUUAAAUUGGUCUACAUUAAGGUCCAAAGGGUCCAAAAUUAAACUUAGUUUGAUUUUAACAAAAAUUGAAUUCUUGGGGUACUUUGAUAUGCUGAAUCUAAACAUGUGUUUAGAUUUUUGAUUAUGGGACCAGUUUUCAAGUUUGUCCAAGUUGGGGUCCAAAAUUAAACUUUGUUUGAUUUCAACAAAAAUUGAAUAUAUGGGGUUCUUUGAUAUGCUGAAUCUAACCAUGUAUUUUGAUUUUGGACAUUGGACCAUAAUAGGUAAAUUAAAAAAAUUGAAGUUCUUAGACCACAUUCUUUCUGUGUCAGAAACCUAUGCUGUGUCAAAUAUUUAAUCACAAUCCAAAUUCAGAGCUGUAUCAAGCUUGAAUGUUGUGUCCAUACUUGCCCCAACUGUUCAGGGUUCGACCUCUGCGGUCGUAUCAAGCUGCGCCCAGCGAAGCAUUUUAUUGGUUAUUAUCUUGAAUAUUUUUAUAGGUAAGAGAUAAACUGUAUACAGCAAUAAUGUUCAGCAAAGUAAGAUCUACAAAUAAGUCACCAUGACCAAAAUGGUCAAUUGACCUCUUCAGGAGUUAUUGCCCUUUAUAGUCAAUUUUUAACAAUUUUUUGUUAAUUUUUGUAAUCUUUUACAAAAAUCUUCUCUCCUAAACUACUCCGCUAAAUUUAACCAAACUUGGCCACAAUCAUCACUAGGGUAUCUAGUUUUAAAAAUGUGUCCGAUGACCCCGCCUGCCAACCUACAUGUCAGAAAUGGCUAAAAAUAGAACUUAGGGGGAAAAUGCAGUUUUUGACUUAUAUCUCUGAAACUAAAGCAAAUGUAUAACGGUUGCAUUAUUUCAUGCAUCAAUUGUAAAUAAAAAUAUCAGGUGAGCGACACAGGCUCCUUGGAGCCUCUAGUUAAAGAAUAAUAUAAUGUGUACUUUUGUAUGAUGUUGUACUUUAUAAAACACAUGUAAAGGCAACCUGAUUAAAGGGAGAUAAUUUCUAAGAGUUGUCUCCUUUUCAGUACUAGAAUUAUUUAUUAAAUAUGUUCUUGAAAUGAAUAUAAUGUGCACUACCAAGAUUUUGUAUGAAGUUUUAAGAUACACAAAAGUUCUGUCAAAUACUUAGUUUUGUUUUAGUUUUAUUAUAUAUUUUAUUUUAUUUAUCAUUAUCAUUAUUUUACAUCUUGUUCAAAAUUGUAUACAUAAAAUGGAAAAAUUUUAUAAUAAAUUUACAAUUAUAUAUUUGUAUGUUUUAUAAAUUCAGUAGAAAUUUUGA
This is a messenger RNA of Mytilus californianus (California mussel), 10320 nucleotides long. Its product is annotated as centrosomal protein of 162 kDa-like. Lineage: Eukaryota; Metazoa; Mollusca; Bivalvia; Mytilida; Mytilidae. The record is from RefSeq and is a predicted model, not a curated record. The transcript has 35 exons. The coding region runs from base 176 to 4720 and encodes 1514 amino acids. Gene Ontology annotation, cellular component: axonemal microtubule; centrosome; centriole. Gene Ontology annotation, biological process: cilium assembly.